This is a messenger RNA of Zonotrichia albicollis (white-throated sparrow), 8030 nucleotides long. It is a transcript of the gene ZNF804B, whose product is annotated as zinc finger protein 804B. NCBI's taxonomy places the organism in Eukaryota, Metazoa, Chordata, Aves, Passeriformes, Passerellidae. Gene Ontology annotation, cellular component: nucleus. The record is from RefSeq and is a predicted model, not a curated record.
GCGGACUGGCCUCCGCGCUCUCUCAGAUGUGCUCCGGCUGCCGCCGCCUUCAGUGCGUCCUGCUGCUGGCAGCGCUCACCCGGGCGCUGGAUGAGACGGGAGCGGGGAGAUCGCUGCUGCGGUUCCGCCCGCUCCUUCAUGCGGGCUUCUGCUCCGGCGGAGGUCGCACCGCCGCCGCGGAGGAGCCGGGCUGCGCUCCCGCCCCGCGCCCGCCCGCCCGGGGGGCCCGCAUGGCGUGCUACCUGGUCAUCAGCUCCCGGCACCUCAGCAACGGGCACUACCGCGGCAUCAAAGGCGUCUUCAGGGGACCGCUCUGCAAGAAGGGCGCUCGCUCGCCGGUAACUGCCACCUCCUCGCCCCCUCCCUCACUUGCCCCCCGCACGGACUACGCUGAGAAGGAGAAAGCUGCAGCUAAGGCCCUGGAGGAUGUGAAGGCGAACUUCUACUGUGAACUGUGUGACAAGCAGUACCACAAACACCAGGAGUUUGACAACCACAUCAAUUCUUAUGACCACGCUCACAAGCAGAGAUUGAAAGAUUUAAAACAAAGAGAAUUUGCUCGAAAUGUGGCUUCAAAGUCAUGGAAAGAUGAGAAGAAACAGGAAAAAGCACUCAAGAGACUCCACCAGCUUGCAGAGUUACGGAAGCAGUCAGAAUGCAUCACUGGGAGCGGACCAUUGCUUAAAGCCCCCCGAUUAGUCCUGGAAAAGCAGCAAUCACCAGAUGGCAUUUUCCUGUACAAGGGCAGCAAGUUUGCAGCAAGUUCUCAAAGAACCACCACAAGCGAAGGACAAGGCUUCUCCAAAAGCAUACUAGGGAAACAGCAACUUAUAAUAAGCAGGCACCACCCCCCAGCUGAAAGACACCAUGCACUUGGAAACCGCAUUUCACAAAAGUUCCCAUGCAGCAACAAUACCUCUCAAAGGGCAGGAGUGUCCUUUUCAUUCUCUAAAAAGGUCCCUUUGAAGCUUGAGUCCUCUGCAUCAGUCUUCAGUGAGAAUUGUGAAGAAGGAAAUGAUUAUAGUGAGUCCCCCAAUCAUAAAAAAAAGCAAACUAUUGAGGGCUGUCAUUCUGUCACUCUUUUGGAGGAACAACUGAAAGCAAGUUUGGAUAAAGAGUCACCUAUUGCACAAGACCAAACGGAUUUAGAUAAGAGUGCAUCAAGUCAUGUAGCUACAAAACCUAAAAUGCUAAAGGAAAAUGAUAAAAGUAGUGAUAGGGAAUCAGAAGAAAAAUUCAGAGCUAAUCCUUCAUUUUCUAAAGUCAAAAUACCACUUCCAAAUUUGAAUUUUUCUGCUUCACUGAGAGAAACAGAGCAAGAGAGCAAACUGAAUGAAUCUGAGCAAUUCUUAGAAACUCCCAUUUCAUCUUCAUGCCAAGCUAGCAAUUUUUCUACACAGUUGAACACCUACAAGCACAGUGAUGCCCACCUGCCUGCCCAGUUAUCUGAGCUCCCUAGACAGCCAGAACCUGAGCUGACCUGUUCAAGCAACAUUAAUGACAGUCCUGGAGUGAUAAAAAGAGAAAGAUCUUUGGAGAUCACAGAAACCACAGAUAGAAAUAUGGAAACACUGGAAAAGGAGACCAUGGUUAAAGAAGUUAAGCCCCAGGCAUUGCCUUUCCUCCAUGUGGUGAGCAAAGAUGGCACCACUGCUCUGCAGUGGCCCACAGAAUUACUUUUGUUUACAAAAACUGAGCCCUGUAUUUCAUAUGGCUGUAAUCCAUUGUAUUUUGACUUCAGACUCUCUUUAAAUCACAGGGAGGGUAAACAGCAUGAAACAAACAAAGCAAGCUGUAAAAAUCUCUCUAAAAAUAAGACUGCAGAUGAAUAUGAACCCUCAGGUUUAAUAAAACACAAGCAAAUGUCAAAUGAACAAGAUAAUCAGUUGUUGAAACCAAAGAAGAUGAAAGGUUCCCUAAAUCCAAGAAAGGCCAAGCAAAAAGCUGAGUCAGACAUAGGGAAAGAAAUGAAUGAAAAUGGUCAAAAAUAUAUUGCAGAUUAUUUGAAUGAAAAUAUACCCAAAGUGCCUGCUUACCUUGAUGUCUCACAUGAGGAUUAUGUGACAGAAAAAAGUCUUUAUACAACAUCACUGAGGAGACCUUUAAAGCAUCAUUUCCAUGGCUGUGAAAGAAAAACUCAGAACAUUAGAAACGAAAGCAUUUCCUUUUCUGCUUUUAUGUCUAGGAUUAAAAACUCUAACUCUGAAAAAUGCCAUUUAAUUGAUCCUGAAGAAAAAUAUAAGAACCAAAAUGACUGCAGAUCUCUUCAAGAUGUGGUCAGCUGCAGCAGUGACAUAAGUGACAGUGGAAAAGACUCUAGUGAAAGUUUCUUUAGUUGUAAAUCCAGUUCAAACAGCAAGUAUUUAGAUAAUGAAGGAUGUGGAAGUUAUACAAGAUGCUGGAGACUCUCAUCUCCUCAAAAGUCCUCGUAUGGCAGACAUUCCAGCUAUUCUGACACUUCAGUUAGCAGCACGAGUAGCUACAUGAGUCCCACAUCAAACAAUCACAGAAGAAAUAAUUUGCUUUGUUGUUGUAAAAGAAAAAACAAGACAGAUAAAAGGCACAAACACAGAAAGCACAAGUGUAUUUUCACUUCAGAUGAUACAGAUGAGGAUUAUCUUUGUCACAGUAGAAGUCACAGAACUAGAAACUGUAUUCAGAGUGGCACAAUUAAAUAUCGAAGAUGUUCAAGACAUAAACUUUUACAAAUCAGAGACAGGUCUAAACACAGCAGAUGUAGACAUCAGCAUUUUGGCAAAGUGCUUAGUAGGAGUAGAAGCUACCACAAAUCCAAAAGUGGUUCCACUAGUGAUUCAAGAAGCAGUGAAAGAUCAUCUAGCAGCAGAAUAUCAAGAUGCAGCAGUUCAGGAUCUGUCUCAAAAGAGACUGACAACUGUGACAACAAAACAAAAGAGGAUUCUGAGAGAGCUUCUAUCACUGAACCAGGAAAAGCUGAAACUGCACAUUCCAGCUCUCUGAAUGUUAAUAGUCAGUCCAAAAACUUUGCCACCUGCUCUUCCAAAAACCCGGCAAAAGACAUAUGUGGAAAAAGAAAGUCAAUGACAGCCAAGUUACUUUUAGAAAGAGUGCAGUCUAAGAAAACCCAGGAACAAAUGCAUGAUCCAGAGAGAUUUUCAAUCACUAGUGGGAUAGAAUUAAAGGAUCACUUACAAAGUCACUUUGCUUUUCAGUUUUCAUCAUCAGUAGAUGACAUUGCAAUGUUACCUUUGCCAGAGAAAGUGCUAAGCAAAGGUAAAAAUGACAUGAGACAUAAUGAAAUCAGUUCACUGGAAAACAGUGUGAAGAAAAACAACACUGAAGCAUCAGAGAUAACAAAUGUUACUCUUUCACCUGGAACUGAUUAUGACCAUUGUGUUCUUAAAGACAUAAUUCAAAUUGAAACAGGCUAUCAGAGCCCAAGCAUAAAAAGGAACACAGCAAUAAAGGAACAAACCAGUCUCUUCUUUAGUGAAGUGCAGCCCUUUAUACAAAGCUGUGAUCCAGUACCAAAUGAUUUCCCUGGUGCUUUUCCCUCUAAUAGAUAUUCUGUUGCUGAUUCAACAGAGACCAAAGAAGAACUACAUGAUGUAAACAUGGACUUGAACCGGGCAGAAGGCAGUUCAGACUCUUUUUGUGACAAUGCUAUGCAGAAGUAUGGUGAUACACUACAUGACCUAGAAGUGUACAGCAAAUCCACCUCCCCUCCUUUAACACAGCAGCCCAUCACAUUUACACCAGAAGAAGUAGACAAAUACAGGUUGCUGCAGCUGCAAGCCCAGCAGCACAUGCAGAAACAACUUCUGGCAAAACACCUGAAAGUUUUGCCUGCCCCAGGACCAGCUGCCUUCUCUGCAACACCAGCAGUUCCUGCCCUGCCUGCUCAGCAGCAGGCCACUGUCACCACCAUCCAGCACACGCUGCUGCAGCGCUUUGCUGUCUCGGCAUCUGUGCACCCCCACGGCGGCCAUCUCUCCCUGGCGCCCCUCCACCCCCUUUCUCAGGCACAUUUUGCCCCCAUAUCACUGUCCCCUUUAGCACCAGCCCUUAUUCCCACCCACCCUGCUUUGCUGACAGGACACCCACUGCACUUGGUGUCUGCCACUCCCCUCUACCCUUCCCCACUGACCUUCCCGGCGCUGCCUCACGCUGCAUACAUCCCAGCCUUAUUUACACCACACCUGAACACAGCCACUCCUUCUGCUGUACACCCAAAUCACUUAGUUCAUCCCUUAUUCCAGGGACAAGAGCCCCUUCACUAUUCUUGUUCUAUCCAGACCCAACAGUUACCUACAGCAAAAGAAGUUUUCAGUGUUUCUAGCCACUUAAACUAGCCCAAAUGAUUUCAUCAUGGCUCCAACCCCAAAUUAAAAUAAAAUAAAGCACUCAGCAUUCAAUCACCUCUGAGGGGAAAUCUACUGUUUUGCUGAGAGCACAACAACAAAGAUUUUAAAGUCCACAAUCUGGCUGACAGCAUAUGAAUGUUGAUUUUAUUCUUGUAUCACUGAGGAAAAGCUGCUUUAAAGCCUUUCAUGGUACUAUCACAAGAAGGAUGGGUGACCAGUGUCAUUCUACGGGAUGCUUUAAAAGAAUAGCUUGAAGUGAAGUCUAUAGGAAAGGGAAGUCAGUAGGAAAGGGACCACAGCACCCAGACAAAAUGGGAUCAAUAUCAACACUGAUGAGGGAUCUAAAGUAGCACAAUUUAAGGCUGAGCAAUCUUGGCACACCUCAAAGAUUUGAUUUUCUGAGUUUGCAUAUGAAACAGUGCCUGGUUUGGUUAAGGUAUUUUGAACUGAGUUAAAAAUAAUGUAUCUGGGACCAGCAGACCCUGGGGCUGUCUCCUGGCCAAAGUAAACAGGGGAGGCUCAGAGGGAGGGCUGAUGAGUGAGCACUCGAAGGUGAGGAUCACAACACCACCUUGAAGACACUUUAGUGAUUUCAUCCCUGCACACGUGGCUUGGACAGUCUAAAGGCACUGCAGUCAGGUCAUGGGUACAUAACAAAGCAUUCCCUUAGCGUUGGGAGCUCUGUGCUGGCAGAACAGGCUGCCUCUUUUCUCUCCAAGCCUAGCAUCCAAGAAGGCUCACUGAGAAGCCAAGUUUUUGGCACUGCCUGGGCAUGACUGUGUCACAGGGCAUGUCAGGGUGAGCCACACCAGCCCAGAAUUGCCAAGCAGCCAGUGCUGGCUUUGAACCUCAGAGGUACUUGGCCAAAAGUCCCCACCAAACAGAGCUCUGAUGUGUGGAAGAGUCUUUCCCAAAGAAUGUGUCAAUAUUUUUCAUCCCUUUCACAAACAACAGAAACAAUUGGCUGGUCCUAUAAAAUCAUGCAGAUAUUCAUAAUGAUGUAGAAGUAAAAUUCUGAUAAAAAACUGGCUCUACAGGUUGAGACUCGGAGAAAAACUUGUUUGAGCACUCAGCAUUUAAAAGUUUAUUGAAUCUAAACAAAUAUGUCAAGAUUCUCGCAUGGCUUCCCAAACUCUCUACAAGUAAAAUGAAAUUACAAAUCAACAGGGUUUGAAUGCAUGUAUCCAACCUUCAGAGUAACGUGUGGCUGAAAUUGUUGUAAUAACUGUGUAUCUGAAAAUAGGUGAAGGCUACAGCAUCUCUUUGAAUGCCAUAGUUUGACACUUUUUAUAAUGUUUCUAACUGAACACAGGAUAUUUAGCAUGAAAUUAGUUUAUAAUUAUGGUUAGACUGCAAGCAUGCUUCCCCAAUAAAAUUGGACCAUGAAAAUCCAACACACAGUACCUGUUUGUUGGGAUUAAAAACAUUUGAAAUAAUUUCAAUUCAUUUGCAAUAAGUGCACAAAUAAGUAUCUUUCAGAAUCAAUAUAAAACACAUUGAAAAACUUUUGGGAGAAUUUUAAUCCAUUAUAUUCAGCUACCUGAAGAAGCUGAAAACUCUAAUUGCAAAUAAGUUGUGUCUUUAAAAUAUAACAGAACCAAUUUUCUUAGUUUUAAUCAAAAUGCAUUGAUCCAUUACAAAAAAAAAAGAAAUUAUUUUAAUUUCUGUCUUUCUGGAUCUUCUUCAGCAUAAACUGGUAAUAUGCCAAACUUUUUGAGUUACUUUACAAGUUGUGACUCCUAUUUUUGUAUUUCCAAGUAGCUUUAAAUAUUUGGUGGUUUAGCUAUUGAAAAAAAAAAAAAAAAACAGAAAAAAAUAUUAUGGAGGCUAUGCAGAAGCAAAAUAUUUUAGUGCUGAAAAAGGUUGGUGGCACCAGCACCCUCCAGCAUAUUUUGGUUUGAUUCCCACCUUAUUUUUUAGUCUCAUUAACAAAAUGGAUUCAUGCCUUUUUGGUGUUACUUAUCUGUAUGUAAGUAGCAUAUAAAUUAUAUUUAUUUUUCUCAUUUAAAUUGUAGAGUAAUUCUUUAAUUGAAAUUAUUGCCUCAGAAUUAAGGAAGUCAAAGAUUUUAUUUGGGAAGAAUGUAGAACUAAAUGCUUCCAGAGUUUAAUAAUUCUUCCUUUCAAUUGUGGCUGGAAAAUUUCCCAAAAUAAGGCCUGAAUUUACAAAUGUUUUCUGUACUUCCAAUACUUUAUUUUCUGAGAAUCAAACAUAUUUCACUUACUCUGACUCAACACCUCUGAAAAUUUUUACUUGCUUGGAUGGAGAUCGCUCACGCAGUGGACCACUUGGACACAUUAGUCAUAAUUCUGUAGAAACAUUCUGAAUUGGACAUCUAAAGUAGCAGGUGAAGCAGUGCCCCAGGAGGGGCUGACUGGGCUGUGUGACCAUCACCUGCAGUCCAGGGAUAAUUCCAGCAUAAAAGGUGGGGCAAUUCCAGCCCCACAAGUUUUAAAUUUGUGGGCCCAGCUUCAUCUCUGUUGAAGUAAACCCAGCUGUUCUCAUUGCGUAUAAGAAUUCAUUUGUACCUUAGGCAGAUAACAUCAAAAGAAAAAUAUGGAACUGAAGGAAUGAUGGGCUAAUCUCAUCUUUAAUGUGUGUACACAUAUUUUGUAUUCCCACUUCUACCAGAAAAUGUUAAUACUAUAGAAAUUUCUGUGGCAAGAAACCUGACCAAAUCAAACUUAACCAUAUCCUACUACAUAGAUCAUUUAUGGAAAAUAGAUUUAUUUGUUUCCCUCAAUGUAUGCACCAUACAACGGGACUCUAGAAUAAAUGAAAUCCUAAGAUUCCCAUGCAUCAUUGUACAUACCAACAUGGUAGGGCAAAUAAAUUGACAAGGAAGAAUAAUUUUAAUUCUUGGAACAAUGGGAAUUAGAAUUUUGAGAUGCAUUAAUGGGGAGAAAAAGAGAGAUUAGGAACAGAAAGAGCACAACAGAAAACCAGUAAUCACUGAUUACCAAACACAGGCAAUGUCCAAUAUGGUUCUUAGUGCACAGAAGGGAUUUUCUUGGAGAAAUAUAAUAAAGCUAUUGGCACAGCUGAAAUUAUAUAUUUCCUCUAAUUGCUGUCAUAUUUUUUUCAUCAGUAAUGUACUUUAAAUAUGCAUCAUUAUAAUUAUUAAAAGCAUUAUUGAGCCUGAUGUAGGGAGCCAUGCUACAAUUUUGAUUUUAUUUAAAGACAUUUUUAAAAGAGUUAUAGUGUCUUUAUGACAGUGAUAUAUACACACCAAGUUAAUAAUCUAUUUUAGCUUGAGUGUAUAUUCUUGAUACAUAAUCUAAGGAAAGAGGUCACCCACACCUUAAAAUUCAAAUUAAAAAAAUUUCCUAAGUGACACCAUGAUAAAGUUUUUUGUUGUUGUUUGGGAUUUUUUUUAAUCUGAUGCAUUUCUGGAAUACAUUCAACAUGUAUAUUUGUUGUGCGGAUUUGCAUAAAAAUGCCAUUUGAUCAGAUUGAUUUUAAAAGUGUCAAGUUUAUAUUUAAAACUGGAUAAUACUCUGGCUAGUAUAAUAUGUAAACUAGUAAUUUUGUUUUGUAUUCUCUGUAUAAAGUGUUUUAUAUUAUACAGUAGCUAAGUGAAUUGCACUAUUGUACAUGCAAUGGAACUUUUGUUUUAGCUUAUUCAAGGAAUCCCUGGGAAUGUAGUUUAAUGCAAUAAUAUUUUUUUUCAAUAAAAAGGCUUACUGGUA